Messenger RNA from Microthlaspi erraticum, 1158 nucleotides. The record is from the annotation of a GenBank genome assembly. NCBI's taxonomy places the organism in Eukaryota, Viridiplantae, Streptophyta, Magnoliopsida, Brassicales, Brassicaceae.
AUGAAAGUGAUGGUGAUGGAGAUGGAGGAAGGUUUUAAAGACAAUGCUGCAUCUAGACUCACAAACCAAUCUAGGUCUCUUUUGUCGAUGCGUCCGCUUCACAUUUUGCUAUUGUUUCUAUUUUUGACUUUUGGGAUCUCAGUUGCUGGUAUACACAUGAUCCAGUUCCUGAGGAUUCAACAUUUGGCUCCAACAACUCUGAUCUCUAUAUAUGAUCAUGGGAGUGUUACUUUAGAGAGAUUUGUUAGACCUCCGUUGAAUGUUUGGCACACAAUGAAUGACAGUGAACUGCUUUGGCGUGCUUCGAUGGAGCCACGGAUCAAUGUAUAUCCUUUUAAACGGGUUCCUAAACUGGCCUUCAUGUUCCUCACUAAAGGGUCUUUACCAUUUGCUCCACUCUGGGAGAUGUUCUUUAAAGAACACGAGGGUAUUUACUCAAUCUAUGUUCAUGCAUUGCCUGAUUACAAAUCGGAUUAUCCAAUGUCAUCUGUGUUUUACGGAAGAUACAUCCCAAGUCAGGCUGUGGAAUGGGGAGAGGUGAGUAUGGGAGAUGCUGAGAGGAGGCUUCUGGCUAAUGCGUUGCUAGAUAUCUCUAAUGAGUGGUUUGUUCUGCUGUCUGAAUCAUGCAUCCCUCUGCGCGGUUUCGGCUUCAUCUAUGGUUAUGUCUCUGAAUCAAGAUAUAGUUUCAUGGGUGCUUAUGAUGAGGAAGGGCCUGAUGGAAGAGGAAGGUACAGAACUGGGAUGGAGCCUGAGAUCUCGCUUAGCCAGUGGAGGAAAGGGUCUCAGUGGUUUGAAGUUAACCGGAAACUCGCUGUUGAGAUUGUGCAAGACACAACUUACUACCCCAAGUUCAGAGAGUUUUGUAAACAACCAUGUUAUGUUGAUGAACAUUACUUCCCUACAAUGCUGUCUAUGGAACACCGGAUUUUGCUGGCUAACCGGACAUUAACUUGGAAAGAUUGGUCACGCGGUGGUGCUCAUCCAGCUACUUUUGGCAAGGAUGAUGUAACGGAAGACUUUCUCAAGAAGCUUCCGGGAUCUGAAGCCUGCCUCUACAAUGAUCAGCAUUCUCAAGUUUGUUAUCUCUUUGCCAGAAAGUUUGCUCCUAGCGCAUUGGAGCCGUUAUUGCAACUGGCACCCAAGAUUCUUGGGCUCUAA